GAGAAAUGAAGAGAAGAGAAGGGAAGAGAGGGAGGACGAGGAGGACGAGGAAGAGGAAGAGCGCAGAACCCACCUAGACACACUAGACCCACUGAUUUAUUCAUAUAUAUAUAUAUAUAUAUAUAUGUAUAUAUCUUUAUUCACACACUCACUCACUCACAUAUACAGACAUUAACAUAGAGAGAGAGAGAGAGAGAGAUGUGUAUAUCCCUGAUCAGAGUAGGAGUGGUAUGCAGUGUUGUUGUUGUUGUUGUUGCAGAGAGCCUGGUGCUAGAUCUCGCACCACCGCAUGCCGUUGAGGUGAUGCCACCCGUGAAAGAGAUGCGUCUUGUGAGCCUUGGCGAUGGCUAAGUCGCACGGGGAUCGUUGUGCUGGUUUUUGGCCGCAUUGCAGCAUGGAGGGGAUUUAUGACAAGAUGGAGGGAGCUUGGAGUUUCGAGGUAGCUGGAGAUCGAGUGUAGGAGUGUGGUGAUCACAGGAUGGAUCGCGUCGAGCGAUGACAGAACUCGAAGGGGAGCUCGUGGGUUUCCGCUGAUGCGAGCUGUCUGUUCAGGUGGUGUAUGUGUAAGUGUUUACACAGAGACAUGUGGUUUGAACUGAAAACUGUUAGAUAAACAUGAGGCCAGGUGGGACUCAGUGCGACCCAUGGGUGAAAAGCGAUUUCUUGACUAGCGGUAAGCUAACAGAGGCUACGCAUUGUUCAAAACCUAUCUCAGUAUUUAGGAUUCUCAUGCAAUGCACAUUCUGCAUUGCAGCUACUAUCCUUGGCUUUCGACUCUCUUGUGAGGCUGACCUCGUCAGUGUGCUGCGCGUGGAGGAGGCUUAUGGGCAGUUUAGCCGGAUUUAUCUCGAGGAAUUUCACGUAGCCAAUGGGAUUUUACUCAAGGGUCAAAAUACAACAGAUGCACCCGAGGGCAAUAGCUCACGAUUAUAUGUAGGCCGGCAUCCAAUUUUGAAAAGACCAUGGCCACACCCAAAUCAAAUGGAAAUGGCUCAAGCGUACAACAUGAUUGCCAGAGUCCAAUUGGAACAGCAUCGGUUGUAUGAAAUUAAAAGUUGGAAGCCCAUUAUUGCAAUCACUCCCACUUAUCUUCGUACGUUUCAGAGUUUGCAUUUGGCAGGGUUGAUGUGUACGUUGUCACUUGUUCGGGGACCUGUAACAUGGAUAGUCAUUGAGGCAGGGGGUAUAUCAGCGGAGACUGUAGAGCUGUUGAAACUAGCAAGGGUACACAAGUUGGUGCACUUGGGAGCUUCCGCGCAUUUGCCACGGAGCUUACAGGAUCGAAGGAUCCUGGACUCUCACCUUCGAGUUGAAGGCUUGAGAUAUGUGCGAGAGCAGAAUUUGGAGGGCGUUGUUGUGUUUGCUGACGUCGGCAACGUGUACAGUAUGCAAUUUUUUAAUGAGAUUCAGAAGAUUAGCUGGGUGGGUUCUGUUCCAGUUGGAAUUCUUGGGCACGCCGGAUUUGAAGAUCCUGCUCUGUCAAGACAUAGGGAUUCUCUUACCGAGAGUGGCGUCAGGGUGCCCAGUCGACGUGUGGUAGCAUCUCCCCAGGCAAUGUUGGCUUUCAGGAAUGGCGUAGUGCAAGUCCAGGGACCUGCGUGUGACUCUUUCGGGAACAUAACAGGCUGGCAUGCAAUUGGAUCACUCUCUUUAGAUGAUGAAUUAAUGAAGACAAACAGUGCUGAAGAAACUAAUUUGGUGUGGGCAGGUUUCGUUUUGAAUGCCCGGGCAGUGUGGGUAUCAGACCCAGACCGGCCGAAAUGGAUUCAGGAAUGGAUAAAGUGGGCUUGUGCAGAGGAAGGUGUAUAUAUUGACUGGAGAUCUCUCUUGAGGGAUGAAGCUAAAGUGGAGACACUUGGACCUUGUAGAAGUGAUAAAGAAGUAUUCGUUUGGUGGGCUCGAAUUGAAGCUCAUUCAGAUAGCAAGUAUCCCUCUCGCUGGGAUUUGGAUUCGCCGCCCGAAGUUGUUGUACCCGCGAAGAAAACACCGUGGCCAGACAAGGUCCUCUCUCCCUCAUCUCAAUUACCUCCUGUGGGAAAACGUAGAGAUGGAAACAGAUCGGAUGGUCGGGAUGGUAGAACCAGGCAAAGUCAACGAAGACCACACUCCGUUAAAGGUAAAACUCUUGGUAAUCAAAGGGAGACCAUUGCCACUAAAAAUACGUAGACCUUAUUAUUUAAUCCUCCUUCCUGGCAUUGGCCAGGAGCACUUCUGUCCCUGUUGCUCAAGUCUCUCCACAUGAUUCAGACUUAAGGGCACUUUGGAAGUGGCACUGCCAUGGCACCUAUGUGUUCAACUUCCGAGUUGUGCCUUUUCCAAGCAUGUAUGAUAGUUCUUUGCUGUACGAGAUUAAGCUGCCAUUGCCAUGGCACUUUCGUUGGAAAAUAUAUGUUAUACGAAACGGAACUUAGAAUUGCCAAGUGCUGAAACCAGCGUCACCAGAAUGUUGACUUUGGUUGGCUACAUAAUAGUGUUUCACAAUGAUGUUAAACACCUCCAGUAUUUGGAUAUUUGGAAAGUUCGGGCUUGCAGAUAUGACUUCGUCAA
This is a messenger RNA of Physcomitrium patens, 2547 nucleotides long. Its product is annotated as beta-1,4-xylosyltransferase IRX14. Gene Ontology annotation, molecular function: galactosylgalactosylxylosylprotein 3-beta-glucuronosyltransferase activity; xylosyltransferase activity. The record is from RefSeq and is a predicted model, not a curated record. NCBI's taxonomy places the organism in Eukaryota, Viridiplantae, Streptophyta, Bryopsida, Funariales, Funariaceae. Gene Ontology annotation, cellular component: Golgi membrane. Gene Ontology annotation, biological process: glucuronoxylan biosynthetic process; plant-type secondary cell wall biogenesis.